GCCCAGCACGAGCCGCGCGGUUCUGGCCGGGUUGUGGCCUUGUGCCUUUUCCGGCACCACCAGAAAGCUGUGCUCCUCCAGACCCAGACGUUCCUGGGGCUCAGGACACCCUCCUCGGGGUGCAGAACCUUCUCAGACCGGGUCCGGCCGUCCCUCCCUCCCGCUGCCCGGUGUUCAGCCCAGGUGGGCGGUCAACCCCUUAUUGCCAGGCCUCCGGAGGACCAGAAAUGCCCCCGCGUCCCCUGGAGGGACCCCUGGAGGUGGCCCGGAGCCUGGACGCCUGGUACCUGGGUCUCAGGGGGGACCCUCCUCCCAAGGGAGUUCCCUGAUUCCUAAGGGCCAGCAGUUCCGGCCUUGAGGUGGGGCUCCCCGGAGCCCUGCCUCUCCCAUCCCUCCCCCACCCGGCAGACUCUCUCAUUCACUGGAGGCCUGGCCACGGCUCCGAGCUCACAGUCCUUGCGUGUGCUAGGUAGAGAGGAGGCCUGGAGGCCGGGCCGGCCGCAGGAAGUUCAGGCAGCAGGCCAGCAGGAAGGGGAGAUGGGGCGCCCCCCAGACGCCCACAGCACCCUGGCCCCGGCGGGCACCACAACUGUACCCGGGCUCAUUCCGGACCUCGUCGCCAGGCUCCCCUGGCCCAGCUGGGCGCUCACGGCCGUCGCUGUGGCUGCCGGCGUCCUCGCCGUGUCCUGCCUCCUCUGUGUCGCCUGUUGCUGCUGCUGCCAGGGCUGCAGGAAGAAGCCCAGGGGCCAGGAGGCUGUGGGCCUGGGCGGCCCUCAGGGCACCACCAGCAUCCACCUGGUGCAGCCGGACGUGGAGAGCUCGGAGUCUGCCCCCGGGGGCCCCCGGCACUGGGGACGCCUGCUGCUCUCCCUGGGGUAUGACUUUGGAAGCCAGGAGAUCCAGGUGGGCCUCAAGCAGGCCGCAGACCUGAGGGCCGGGGGCCCGGGCGGCACGGCAGACCCCUACGCCCGCGUCAGCCUCUCCACGGGGGCGGGACACACGCACGAGACCAGGGUGCACCGUGGCACGCUGUGCCCCACGUUCCACGAGACCUGCUGCUUCCACGUGCCGCAGCGCGAGCUGGCUCGGACCGCCCUGCGGGUGCAGGUGCUAAGCUUCAGGCGGUUCUCUGCCCACGAGCCGCUGGCUGAGCUCAGCCUGCCGCUGGGCACCGUGGACCCGCAGCACGUCCUAGAGCAGUGGUACCAGCUGGGCCCGCCGGGCACCACCGAGCCCGAGCCCUCGGGUGAGCUGUGCCUCUCGCUCCGGUACGUGCCCGGCUCGGGCCGGCUGACCGUCGUCGUGCUGGAGGCCCGAGGCCUGAGCCCGGGACUGGCAGACCCCUACGUGAAGGUCCAGCUCAUGCUGAACCAGAGGAAGUGGAAGAAGAGAAAGACCUCGGCUCGGAAGGGCACGGCUGCCCCCUACUUCAACGAGGCCUUCACCUUCCUCGUGCCUUUCAGCCAGGUCCAGAGCGUGGAUCUGGUGCUGGCCGUCUGGGCCCGGGGCCCACACUUCCGGGCCGAGCCCGUGGGCAAGGUGCUGCUGGGCGCGCGGGCCUCGGGUCAGGCCCUGCAGCACUGGGCCGACAUGCUGGCCCACGCCCGGCGGCCUGUUGCCCAGUGGCACCGCCUGCGGCCCGCCGGGGAGGUGGACGGAGCCCUGGCCCUGAAGCCCCGCCUGCACCUGCCCUUGCCUGGCUCCUGAAAGCGCCCUCGGGCCUCGGCCUCCCAGGCUGCGGUGUGGGCGUCUGUCCAGGCCGCCCCGCGGGACCACUAAUAAACGCCUCCUCCCGUU
Molecule: messenger RNA, 1797 nt
Organism: Prionailurus viverrinus (fishing cat)
Lineage: Eukaryota; Metazoa; Chordata; Mammalia; Carnivora; Felidae
Gene: SYT8
Product: synaptotagmin 8
Exons: 9
Coding region: 538-1707 (389 amino acids)
Biological process (GO): cellular response to calcium ion; regulation of calcium ion-dependent exocytosis; synaptic vesicle endocytosis
Cellular component (GO): synaptic vesicle membrane; dense core granule; axon
Molecular function (GO): phosphatidylserine binding; syntaxin binding; calcium ion binding
Source: RefSeq, a predicted model, not a curated record